AUGCGGUCGAGGCAGCUGGAGGAAGCCCGAGGGGAUGCAGGUUCUUCAGUGUCCCGGACUGCGAGAAUGGGCUUGAGCAGGGUGAUCCUUGGCAAUGGGCGCUGGCUGAUCUUCAUCAUCUUCAUCACUUCUGUGUGUCCUGGGAAUGCAUGGCCCUAUGAUUACUGGCACUCGUACAGUCACUGCCCGGGGCCCGAGUGGAACGUCAUGUGUCGCGGCUGCUGUGAGUACGACGUGAUCCGCUGCAAGUGCCCUCUGCAGGGGACUCCGGUGGGGUACGCCGUGCCCUGCUGCCGCAACGCCGCCAACGAGUGCGACCCCUGCAUCAUUCACCCAGGUUGCAGUAUAUUUGAGAACUGUAAGCGCUGUAACAACGGGACGUGGGGAUCCAGAGAUGACUUUUUCAUCAGCGGCAGAUAUUGUGCCGAGUGCCGUCCGGGCUGGUCUGGGGGAGACUGCAUGAAGUGUGGGGGAGUGAUCCGGAAAAAACAAGGCCAUUUGGUGCUGGAGAGUUACCCCAACAAUGCCCGCUGUGAGUGGACCAUCCAGGUGGACCAGCCCUUCACCAUAGAACUCAGGUUCAUGAUGGUCAGUUUGGAGUUCCAUCAUUCCUGUCAUUACGACUACAUCGAGGUCCGAGAUGGAAACAGCGUCCGCUCUCGUGUGAUUGGUCGAUUCUGUGGAAACAGCAGGCCGCCGCCCAUCCACAGCACCGGGAACAGUUUGCAUGUUCUCUUCGUGUCGGACGGAUAUAAGAACUUUGACGGCUUCUUUGCCACGUUUCAGGAGACUUCAGCGUGCAGCUCGUCGCCCUGUCUGCAUGAUGGGACUUGUAUCCUGGACACUUCUUACUCUUACCACUGUGCCUGUCUGGCCGGAUACACAGGCAAAAGAUGUGAGAACGUGGUCGGCUGCCGCAGGCCCCCGGUGCCCGUGCAUGGCUCUACGGAGGGUCUGUUUCACCACUCGGGAGCUCGCAUCACAUUCCGCUGCGACUUGGGCUUUGAACUGCAGGGGGUCCGUUCUGCCAUCUGCCUGAGCGACGGCAGUUGGAGUGCCCCUGCCCCGAACUGUGUGCCAGUGGAAAGGAUGUGUUCGCUGCCCCCAAAGCCAGCACACGGAGACCACUUUCUGGUUUAUGGACCCAAUGAUGUGUUGGUUGCGCUGCAGUACUUGUGUCAUCAGCCUUAUGAGAUCAGCGGGGGGUCGCAGAGAACAUGUCUGGCCAACAACACCUGGAGUGGGACGUCUCCUGUCUGCACCACAGUGAAUAACACACUCUCAAAAGAAGCCGAAAGAGAAAAAGAAGACUUCAGUAAUGAGUCUGAAAGGGGGAAAGAGGCUGAAAUAUUCACCGACCAAGAUAUCCCAGAAGUUACGGAGAAAGGUCAAGAAAACAGAAGCAAAGACAAAUCUGGUGGUGAGAGAAAAGACGGCGCAACCUCAAACAAGAACUCGACAGCGGUGAACAAGGAAGACAAAUACUCUGGGAAAAGUGAGUCUGGCUUCGACCAAACACACAGCAGCCCACAGCCCACUGGAAGCACCAAAACAGAAAUCGUUGUGAUAAAGGACAAAGGCCAGGAAGAGAACGAACGCAAAGAGGAGCAGAUCAACGGAAAGAAAGACAGAGACAAAGUUGGACCCAAUGACACUAAAAUGACGACUGUUUUAUCAGAGGCAGAGAUUUUUGACCUGGGGAUUCUCAACGUUACUAUGGCACGUGAUGUAAAAGACACCAAAGUACAAAACAAUACUAUCAGUGCAGAUCCGGUAAGGAAAGUCUUCCCCACGCGAGUCAACGUCACACAGUUCACCCUGUAUCGGAGUACAGGAGCAGAGGGAAGCGGGAAACCAAAGGAAAAUAAAAUAGACAAACAAGAGAAGACUUCUGAGGAGAGAACGGCAGAGGAGAAGGAGAAGGAGAGAGACAGAGAGGCCAACCAAAGCAUCAACGACAAAAGCUGCCCUCCUCUUCCUCGGCUUUAUAAUGGUUACCAGCAGGUGGCACCAGGAGCACAGCCCAUUAAAGUGGAGUUCAGGUGUAAUCACUCAUACGCUCUGAGUGGAGACACCCACAGGACCUGUCAGGCAGAUGGGACCUGGACUGGAACACAGCCGUUUUGUGUUAGAGCAUGUCGCGAGCCCAAAGUAUCAGAACUGGUCAAGCAGCGAAUUCUGCCUCCUCAGACACCGUUUAGAAAGACUCCAGUGCAUAAGCUGUUAAGCAGACAGCUGCGCUCUGAGGGCCCUCUGCUCUCCCAGCUGCCCCCGGGCUUCCACCACCUCUACACCCACAUUGAGUACGAGUGCACGUCUCCGUUCUACCAUCACGCAGGCAGCUCCAGGCGCACUUGUCUCAAAACGGGGAAAUGGAGUGGCCGUCAUGUCUCCUGUUCGCCAGUUUGUGGGAAGCAUCCAGCCUUCGACCCGGAGAGGCCAGGAGAGGCUCACUGGCCCUGGCUCGCUGCCAUCUACCGCCGGUCCAGCGUCGGAACUGACAGCCUAGUGUCCAAGGCAGAUGGCCAGGCCGGGACCCCCAACAAGCAUGGAGGAAGCAGUGGCGGCGGUGGAGGCGGGGGCGGCGACCGGGUUUCUCAGUGGCAACUUGUGUGCAGCGGCGCUCUGGUCAACCAGCGGUCUGUGGUGGCGGCCGCGCACUGUGUGACCGAGCUGGGCAAAGGCAUCCCUCUGCAUCCGGACUCAGUCAAAGUGGUGGUGGGGAUGCACUAUCGCCAUGACAACAGGGAGAGUAAGGCUUUGCAGCACCUCAGGGUCGCCUCCAUAGCUGUCCACCCAGACUACGACCCUCUCAUUCUGGACUCGGACUUGGCUGUGAUCAAGCUGCUGGACAAAGCCCGGAUCGGAGAGAAUGUUGUGCCCCUGUGCCUCUCCGACAGACCGGACUUUGAGGUGGAAGCGGGACAGGGGCUGGUCACUGGCUGGUCUCCCAUUCCCGACCCCUCGCUCGGCCGUGAGGAGAAGGCCCGGGUGGGACUAGUUUACCUCACUGAUGUGGUCCCGUGUGAGAAUCAGUAUGCUCGAAACGGUGUGCCGGUCAGCGUCACAGAGAACAUGUUGUGUGGAAGCCAGAAGCCUGAUUACGGGGCCUCUAGUAUGUGCCCUUCAGACACUGGGGGGAUCCUGGUUCUCCCUGGACUUCCACAGUUUCAGUCAGACUACAAACAAUCCCGAGGGGAGAGUAGUGAACCCUGGAGACUGGUUGGAUUGGUGAGUUUCGGCUACGAUCAGGGCGAGUGUGACCCUGACCUCUACACGGUCUACACUCGAGUGGACAGCUUCACAGACUGGAUUCAGAUGCACAUGAAAUAG
Messenger RNA from Knipowitschia caucasica, 3333 nucleotides. The record is from the annotation of a GenBank genome assembly. Lineage: Eukaryota; Metazoa; Chordata; Actinopteri; Gobiiformes; Gobiidae.